This is a messenger RNA of Centropristis striata (black sea bass), 2487 nucleotides long. It is a transcript of the gene rab18a, whose product is annotated as RAB18A, member RAS oncogene family. Bases 131 to 745 code for a protein of 204 amino acids. The transcript is spliced from 7 exons. The record is from RefSeq and is a predicted model, not a curated record. NCBI's taxonomy places the organism in Eukaryota, Metazoa, Chordata, Actinopteri, Perciformes, Serranidae. Gene Ontology annotation, molecular function: GTPase activity; GTP binding.
GAGUCUUCUUCUCUCGUCAGACUAUCUCUGUAGCGAGCUGUAAACACCAGUCAGUAAGUUGGGGGACGUCGUUUUUAACAGGCUGCUGUAGCCGUUUAUAGAGAGUAACACAGCUCACUGUACAAGGAGAAUGGAAGAAGAUACACUAACAACGCUGAAGAUAUUGAUAAUUGGAGAGAGUGGUGUUGGGAAGUCCAGCCUCCUCUUGAGAUUCACAGAUGACACAUUUGACCCAGAGCAAGCAGCAACAAUAGGUGUUGACUUCAAAGUGAAGACUAUUACUGUGGACGGCAACAAGGCAAAGCUGGCAAUAUGGGACACUGCAGGACAGGAGCGCUUCCGAACCCUGACGCCUAGUUACUACCGCGGCGCCCAGGGAGUCAUUCUGGUGUAUGAUGUCACACGACGGGAAACUUUUACCAAACUGGACAACUGGCUCAACGAGCUCGAGACGUACUGUACGAGGAACGACCUUGUCAAAAUGCUUGUGGGAAAUAAAAUCGAUAAGGAAAACCACGAGCUAGACAGGGCCGAAGGGCUGAAGUUUGCAAGAAAACAUUCCAUGCUUUUUAUAGAGGCGAGCGCUAAGACCAGGGACGGUGUCCAGUGUGCGUUCGAGGAGCUGGUGGAGAAGAUCAUCCAGACUCCUGGUUUAUGGCAGAGCGAGAACCACGGCCGAGGAGUCCAGCUCUCCGACGAAGACGCAGGAGGAGGAAGCUGCGGCGGCUACUGCUCCCUGGUCUAGACGACACACGCAUACAUUCACACACGUGUUCAAACACACACGUGAAUACCGCACACAAGCAUACACACAAACACACAUGAAAGAACAGCCCCCCUCCCUCUGUGUGCUGUCCUGAGCUGAGCUCCUCCUCAGACAUGAAGGCAGGAGGUCCCACUGUCUCCGUCCACACACACACACACACACACACAACCUGUGUUCACACAGACUUUUUGCACACUUUCUAAUAACAACGCUGCGCUAAAAUGCAAAUGCAGCUCAGCCUUCCUCUUAAUGGAAUUCGAGCGAGUUUUUCUCUCCUCUGUUUUGUUUUGAGUUCCAGUUUUUUGCAGUCUCGGGCCCUCGGUGAAAAUACGAACCAUUCUCACGUCAUAAAUAUGAUUUAAAAUCUAGCAGUGCAGUGAAACGAGUCCAAAAGUAUAAACCAAAGGUUGUCAGACAUAUGGGGAAAAUGUCUCAAGUAUGAUAAUGAGAAUGGAAAAAGUUUUGACCGUAGGUUCUUUCUUGUCUCCAGCAUGCUUGUUGUCCUCGGAGCACCUUGCCUUAGUAAGCACAUCUGUAUCAAUGCAGGGCCGCUUUUUCUCCUGUCUUUGUCUUUCCUCCGCCCCGUCCUGUGCUUGAUCCUGAUCCUGAUCCUGCCCCCCAGACUCUAUGAACAUUAUGCUGCUUAUGGAGAAGCUUAUCAAGCCGAGGCCAUCUUGUACUCCAUCCCUCCACUCUCAGUCAAAGGCUCGGAUCAUGUGUCUCUGUUGUCCACACAACUGCCUCAUUUCUUCAGAAUAUAAUAGAGUUACCAACUGUCUGGAAUGACGUUUUACUACUUUUAUUGACUUGGACUUCAAACUUUUGGUGUGUUUUGAAGAGUGCAUAAAUCAAAGAGAUUGGCACCAGCAGGCUUUCCACUGGGUGCCGAAGAAGAGGGAACCUCUUAAAAUUGCACGCCUUUUGUUGUAACGAGUCGCUUUAAUGGAGUGCGACCUACUGGCACUCCCUCACUCAGACAGAUAAUAUCAGUAAUAACACUAGCACUACCAUGGUUUUUCAUAUAGAUCCCUUUGACUGGACAGAGACAAAGGAAAAGUGUUCAAUAUUAGACAGGGCAGUGAGUCAUAAGGGUGUUUCCACUGAAUUUGGAAAAAUCAAAGAAAAAGCUGUGUGCUCCACACUGCUGAUGGAUUUCACAGUACUCCUAUCUCUGUGUUUGUAUCCCAGAAGCAGUUAUAAAUGUACUGUACCCCCGACCUCUGACCAUGUUUGUAGUAUUCGAGUGCUGGUGUGUGAAAUUCUGGGAAAUGUUCUGAGAGUCUGAUCUUGUAACAGGGAUGGUGAAAACGACAUGGAAUCCAGCAUGUCUUAUCACACUUUUCUUUUUUUUUAAAUGUCUUUUUAAUUGCAUGGGAAACUCUGCGUGCCAUUUAUUUGUGUUUGUUUGUCCAGUGAAUGGCCUUCAGAGGCAGUUUACUAAAAAAUACUUUAACUUAUAUUUAGCAGAAAAUAAUACAUCACAUACCAUUUGAAUUGAAUGGUAAAUUAAACAAAAAGGAAGUAGGCUUUUACUUAUUUAACUGGUAUCGCUGUAUUUUUUGUCUUCAGAAAUAUGUUGAAAUGCAUAUACCUUGUAAAUUGUGUGUAUUUUAGGAAUUUGGUGGGAAAAUUCCUGUAUGAAUUGUAAAGUUGAAUGUAUGCAUAUUUCACAACAAACGGCCCUAUGUAUUAAACUCAAUAAAAUUCUUUUUUUAAGUGAA